This is a messenger RNA of Hypoxylon trugodes, 1549 nucleotides long. RefSeq lists its product as uncharacterized. NCBI's taxonomy places the organism in Eukaryota, Fungi, Ascomycota, Sordariomycetes, Xylariales, Hypoxylaceae. Gene Ontology annotation, biological process: transcription open complex formation at RNA polymerase II promoter; transcription initiation at RNA polymerase II promoter. The transcript has 2 exons. The record is from RefSeq and is a predicted model, not a curated record. Bases 159 to 1406 code for a protein of 415 amino acids. Gene Ontology annotation, cellular component: transcription factor TFIIE complex.
AAUGGAUACUGCCUUCUUCACCUUUUUCUAGGUAGCAUCAUUUGCUCGCUAACGUACUAAUACGAUCCACCGUCCCACCUCAACCUCUCAUUCUCGUCUCCAAAUCCCACGAACCUCAUUAUCAUUUGCGCCGAUACGAUCCCUCACUCUCUGUCGCCAUGGACUUGGCUCAAAAGCUAGUACGCUCCGUCGCGCGCGCCUUUUACACCGAACCCGAAGAGCGACGAAUGAUUCUUGUUAUUGACGCUCUCGUCCAUCAUACCACCCUGCGCGAUGACGACAUGUCUUAUUUGUUGCGACUGAACACGAAGGAUCUGAACAAAGUUUACAGUAGACUUCGGGAGGAUCGCCUAUUACACACUUAUGCUCGAUCCGAGAUUAAAGAGGGUAAAGAAAAGGCAUCUACCCGUAACUACUACUACAUCGACUACCGCCAGGCCAUUGAUGCUAUCAAAUAUAAGACUUUUAUGCUUGAUAAAAAGGUACAAGGAGAGGCCAUCCCCGCCCAAGAGAAGAAGGAGUACUUUUGCAAGCGUUGCGGAGCGCAGUGGACCCAGUUGGAAGUUUUGGACAACAUGGACCCUCUGAGGGGUUUCUUGUGCCAUCGCUGCAACAGUCUUUUGGAUUUCGAUCCUGAACGCGCUGCUGGUGGCCAUGAAUUGUCUACUAAACUGAAUAGCCAACUGAAGUUCAUUAUCGACGUCCUCCCUAAACUCGACACUAUCACUAUUCCCGAGUUCGACUUUGAGGCAGCCUAUGCUGUAUCUCUCCGCGUUGAAAGGGAGCGUGGUAAUUGGGUCGCCCCUUCGGUGGCCGCGGAAAGCAUAAAACCCACUGCCGUGAAAGGUCUAGCGAACACAGGUCCCCAGAGUAUUGCCAUCAGCAUUACCGAUACCGACGGCCCUACCGAAGCCGAGAAGGAAGCUGAGCGCCUCAGGAAGGAGGAAGUUGCCCAGAUGAAUGCUUUGCCCUCCUGGCAUACUACUAGCACUGUUAGUGGCAUAUCAUACUCUGGGGGUCCUAAUCCUGCCGUAGCAGCAAAAGCCGACGAAGAUGACGUCAAGAAGCCUGAGGAAUCGGGUACCGAUGCAAGUCAUGAAAAAGCGAUGGAGGAACUCUUCAGAAACUUACAGAAAUCUCAAGAAGAGGAGGCAAGACGUAAGGGAGAGGAGGAUGAUGAUGAAGACGACGAAGAUGAGGACGGCGAGAGCGGAGGUGAAGAAUUUGUGGACAUCUCCGCGAACGUUAGCUCCGUGGGCGAGAAACGUUUCGCGUCGAGCGGCCCCACUAGUGCCGCGGACACUCCUGCUUCGGAGGAUAGGCCAUCUAAGAAGGUGAAGGUAGAAGAACCCGCCAACGACGGCGAUAGCGAGGACGAGGACGAUGUCCAAUUCGAGGACGUCUAAUCCUUGUGAGAUGGCAUAAUGCGGUAUAUCGAGGGUGAGGCUUGAGCACGAGGUAAGGACACGGAGAGAAGAUGACAAGGGAGCUGCAUCCUUACAAUACAGAGAUACCCUAUAUAUAGAGAAGGCAUAGCAUAUUCAUAUCU